GAUAACGUGAGCGAAGUUAUGCGCUGGUGGUUGGUAGCGGUAACAUGGCUAUCACCCUUGAAGAAUGAACGGCACAGGACACCGCACUCGAAAACAAAAUAUCCCGCCCUCCAUUAUUACCAUCCUAACCUCCGAAUAUCCCUCCCUCUCUAUUUUCUUCCAUAAAUCACUCCACUCUCCUCAACGCAUCAUCGUAUUUCAUUUCAUUUCCCUCCCCCCACUCCCACCGCCAACGCCAAACAAACCCUAAAUCUCUCUCGUCUUCUUCUUCUUCUUCCUCCUUCAACCAUGAGAGAGAUCCUGCACGUUCAGGGAGGCCAAUGCGGUAACCAAAUCGGUUCCAAGUUCUGGGAGGUGAUAUGCGACGAGCACGGCAUCGAUCCUACCGGAAAGUACAACGACGAAGGCAACAGCGGCAUCCAACUCGAGAGGAUCAAUGUCUAUUACAAUGAGGCCUCUGGCGGAAGGUACGUUCCGAGAGCCGUGCUUAUGGAUCUCGAACCUGGAACCAUGGACAGCAUCAGAUCUGGCCCCUACGGCAAGAUCUUCCGCCCUGACAACUUCGUCUUCGGCCAGUCCGGCGCCGGUAACAAUUGGGCCAAAGGUCAUUACACCGAAGGCGCCGAGCUGAUCGACUCCGUUCUCGAUGUCGUUCGCAAAGAGGCUGAAAACUGCGAUUGCCUGCAAGGUUUUCAAGUUUGCCACUCUCUUGGAGGAGGCACAGGUUCUGGCAUGGGAACACUGUUGAUAUCAAAAAUUAGGGAGGAAUACCCAGACAGAAUGAUGCUCACUUUCUCUGUUUUCCCAUCUCCAAAAGUUUCUGACACAGUUGUGGAGCCAUACAAUGCCACUUUGUCUGUACACCAACUGGUUGAAAAUGCAGAUGAAUGCAUGGUUCUUGACAAUGAAGCACUUUAUGACAUUUGCUUUAGGACAUUGAAACUCAGCACCCCUAGCUUUGGUGAUCUCAACCAUCUGAUUUCUGCGACCAUGAGUGGGGUUACCUGUUGUCUGAGGUUUCCUGGACAACUGAACUCUGACCUCAGGAAGCUGGCUGUCAAUCUGAUUCCAUUUCCCCGUCUUCACUUCUUUAUGGUGGGGUUUGCACCUCUCACUUCUCGUGGGUCUCAGCAAUAUGUCUCCCUUACUGUCCCAGAGCUGACUCAACAAAUGUGGGAUGCCAAAAAUAUGAUGUGUGCUGCUGAUCCCCGACACGGCCGAUACUUGACUGCAUCUGCUAUGUUCAGGGGAAAGAUGAGCACCAAAGAGGUUGAUGAACAAAUGAUCAAUGUGCAGAACAAGAACUCAUCAUACUUUGUUGAAUGGAUUCCCAACAAUGUGAAGUCCAGUGUGUGUGAUAUUCCACCCAGGAAUUUGAAGAUGUCAUCCACCUUUAUUGGGAACUCGACAUCAAUUCAAGAGAUGUUUAGGAGGGUCAGUGAGCAGUUCACUGCUAUGUACCGGCGCAAAGCCUUCUUGCAUUGGUACACUGGGGAGGGUAUGGACGAGAUGGAGUUCACUGAGGCAGAGAGUAAUAUGAAUGAUUUGGUAGCAGAGUACCAGCAGUACCAGGAUGCAACCGCAGAGGAGGAUGAUGAAUACGAGGAUGAAGGUGAGGAGCAGUAUGUUGAAUAGUAGCUGGAUCAAUCUUGGGCAAUGCUCUGAUGGUAAUUACCAAUGGCGUGAUGAUAACUACUGGCACCGAUCUAUACCAUCACUGAUUUACAUUUGCUGCUAUUCGUGUAUCUACUGCCAUAUGAACUCUAUUUCAUUCCCAUUUAUCUCUGUUUUUUUACAUUUUGCCAAUUUCGUCUAUAUGUUCUGCUUUUGAAUUGUUUGGAAUUUGGCCGGUUAGACAAUAGUUGAUUAUUCUAUACUUCCAAUUGCUAAGCAUGCAAGUGUAUGAAAAGUUUUGUUUCCUCGCAAA
Glycine soja is the source of this 1927-nucleotide messenger RNA. RefSeq names its product tubulin beta chain. The record is from RefSeq and is a predicted model, not a curated record. The coding region runs from base 289 to 1635 and encodes 448 amino acids. The transcript has 3 exons. Lineage: Eukaryota; Viridiplantae; Streptophyta; Magnoliopsida; Fabales; Fabaceae. Gene Ontology annotation, cellular component: cytoplasm; microtubule. Gene Ontology annotation, biological process: mitotic cell cycle; microtubule cytoskeleton organization. Gene Ontology annotation, molecular function: GTPase activity; structural constituent of cytoskeleton; GTP binding.